AUGCAGAAGGAAAACGAGUAUUAUGACACAACAACAAUGACGACAAACAGCAACGAACUGCACGUGUGCGACUGUUGCAUGCAACAUCAGCGUGGCGGGCAUUUACAGUCCGUUGGCGUGCAAACCAGUGCAAUUCGUGCAAUAGCAAUGUUGAUAUUUAUAAUAAUAUUUUCCGCAUUUAUUUUAGGAUUAUGCUUACAUUUGAAAAAUCUGAUUAAAGAUUAUUAUCUGAGGGGUCCGCAUAAGCAUUUUAAAACGGUGGAUGGCACCAAGUUGACCGACAAAGUGUAUAUCGUGCCUGGUCGCACAAUUUUUGGAAACAAUCUGGACAUGUUAGGCCUGGGUGCCGAGGGUAUUUUCUACUGGUGUCGUGACCUCUAUCGCCGUGCCAAUGGUAAACCUUAUUUAUUGAGUUUCCUCCAAUGCUAUGUUUACUCCAUAACGAGUCCAGAAGAUGUACAAGAAGUUUUCCAAAGUCAAACUUUAAUAACGAAAGGCGUUAUCUAUGACUUAAUGCGUCCAUUUUUGGGUGAAGGACUGCUUGUGAGUGCAGGCGAACAUUGGCACAACAGACGCAAACUACUCACGCCAGCUUUCCAUUUUAACAUUUUACAGAGUUUUAUUGAGGUUUUCAAAAAUGAAAGCUUAAAGUUCGUGAAAUUGGUGCACUCACAGGAUGAACAAAUAGUAAACUUGAAUAAUGUAAUAUCCGAAUUCACUUUGAAUAGUGUUUGUGAAACCGCGCUUGGUGUCUCUUUGGACGACAUACCCGGCAGCAAGGAAUACCGGAAAGUCAUACACAACAUAGAAUAUUCGAUGGUGAACCGUCUUUGUAACCCUGUAAUGUACAUAGAUUGGAUAUUCUACUUAUUUGGUGAUUACAAAGCAUUUUACGAACACUUGAAGGUGGCACAUGACUUCAGCAGCAUGAUUAUCAAAAAGAAACGCGAAGAAUUCCACCGUGGACAAAUUGUCAAAGACGACAACGAUGAAACGGGGAAGCGUAAGCGUCAUGCUAUGUUGGACACACUUUUCUACGCCGAGUCGAAUGGUGUUAUUGAUCAUCAAGGCAUUUGCGAUGAAGUGAAUACUUUUAUGUUUGAAGGCUACGACACGACAUCCACUUGCCUCAUUUUUACGCUAGUCAAUUUGGCCGCACACCAAGAAAUACAGGAGAAAUGUUAUCGCGAAGUCGCGAAUUCCGAUUUGCCAAACCUAAGCAUUUUCGACUUCAAUAAGCUGGAAUAUUUGGAUCGAGUUAUAAAAGAAUCGCUACGUCUCUAUCCUUCAGUACCCUUUAUUGCCCGCCAUUGCACUCAACAAACGGAACUCAACGGUUUGAUAUUGCCCGCACGUGCCGAAGUUAACAUACACAUUUUUGAUAUAAUGCGUGAUGAGCGGCACUUUCCGGAUCCCUUGAGAUUCGAUCCAGAUCGAUUUCUGCCCGAAAAUAGUAUAGAUCGUCACCCGUUUGCGUUUGUACCCUUUAGCGGAGGAUCAAGGAAUUGCAUUGGCCAAAAAUUCGCUAUGCUCGAGAUAAAAGCUAUACUGGUGGGUAUCUUGCAGAAUUUCCAGUUGCUGCCUGUUACCAAACUGGAAGAGAUUCGCUACGAAAAUGGCAUGGUAUUACGCACAAAGGAGAAUUUAUUCGUUAGGAUGGUUAAGAGAAAUGAAUAGAACCGAGAUGUUAAAUAAAAUGAAGAUGGCAGGCAAACAAAGGCAACAAAAAAAAAUGCAUUUGUUUAGUAGAAGACUUGGCCAUUACAAUUGAGCUUUUU
Molecule: messenger RNA, 1778 nt
Organism: Anastrepha ludens (Mexican fruit fly)
Lineage: Eukaryota; Metazoa; Arthropoda; Insecta; Diptera; Tephritidae
Product: probable cytochrome P450 4ac1
Exons: 9
Coding region: 1-1677 (558 amino acids)
Molecular function (GO): oxidoreductase activity, acting on paired donors, with incorporation or reduction of molecular oxygen; iron ion binding; heme binding
Source: RefSeq, a predicted model, not a curated record